AUUGGAAGGUCACGUGACACGUCUUUAACAAUAUCAGAAAACUUACUUUAAAAUAUUCAAUAAUUAGAGAAUAAAAUGGCUGCUCAAACCAACGGAAAUACAGGGAGAGCUGAGGGCGAUUUUAUCGUAAAAAGUGGAUUAGCGCAGAUGACAAAGCGUGGACUUAUCAUGGACGUUGUUACAGCUGAUCAGGCCAGGAUAGCGCAGGAGGCAGGGGCCGUAGCCGUGAUGGCGUUAGAACGGGUACCGGCUGACAUCAGGCGAGAUGGAGGUAUUGCGAGAAUGACAGAUCCAAAACUAAUAAAGGAAAUAAUGGCAGCAGUGACAAUACCGGUUUUUGCUAAAGUACGAAUCGGACAUUUUGCUGAAGCACAAAUCCUGGAAGCCCUAGGAGUAGAUAUGAUCGACGAAUCGGAAGUUUUAAGUUCUGCGGAUAAUGAGUUCCACAUUGAUAAAAGUCCGUUUACUGUUCCCUUCGUGUGCGGAGCUAGAGAUCUAGGAGAGGCCUUGAGAAGGAUCGCUGAAGGCGCUGCUAUGAUAAGAACUAAAGGUGAGGCAGGGACAGGAGACGUAGUUCAAGCUGUUAAACACGCCAGAACUAUUAAACGAGAGAUUGAUGCUGCUAAGAUGAUGGAUGAUAAUCAGCUAAGGGCGUAUGCUAGACAUCUAGGAGUUUCCUUUCCUCUGCUAAAAGAAACAGCGGAGAAGGGAAGAUUGCCUGUUGUGAACUUUGCUGCCGGAGGAAUAGCUACCCCGGCAGAUGUAAGUCUUCUCAUGCAGCUUGGUGUUGAUGGAGUCUUUGUUGGUUCAGGUAUUUUUAAAAGUGGAAACCCAACAAAACGUGCAAAUGCUAUGGUUCAGGCAGUAAAUAGCUUUGAAGAUCCGACCCUUCUAGCAGCUCUCAGUGAGGAUCUGGGAGAACCAAUGGUUGGCAUCAGCUGUGAUCAGAUGCAGACUAAAUGGGAGACAAAGGAGAGCCAGCUAAACCAAUAAUCGUUCAGUAUCAACUUUGAAAAGAAAGAAUCUAA
Eurytemora carolleeae is the source of this 1028-nucleotide messenger RNA. Its product is annotated as pyridoxal 5'-phosphate synthase subunit SNZERR. Gene Ontology annotation, molecular function: amine-lyase activity. Gene Ontology annotation, biological process: pyridoxine biosynthetic process; pyridoxal 5'-phosphate biosynthetic process; amino acid metabolic process. Lineage: Eukaryota; Metazoa; Arthropoda; Copepoda; Calanoida; Temoridae. The record is from RefSeq and is a predicted model, not a curated record. The transcript is spliced from 14 exons. The coding region runs from base 76 to 993 and encodes 305 amino acids.